AGCGAGAUGUUAGAGCAUCACCAACACUAAGCCCAGCACGAUGAGAGACGCUUCUCACCAUAAACAUGUGUGACGGGUUUUAGAGGUUCGACUUCGGCAAACCUCUGUGCGAUGAGAUAAAGGCGGUUGCGUGAACAUUUGCGUGAGAAGAACUCAAGAACGCGCGCUUCACAGGCACAUCUCAGCGCAGAUUAUUAAACCAUUAUACUGCCUCAGAAAUCUGUCUGAAAUCAAUUUUGUGAGGUACCGUCAUGCACAAAUGCUGCCUGCAUCAGCUCCUGUUUUCUACAGCUUGUGCCCUCUGCUGCUGAUGUGAAAGAUGAGUUUGUGUGGCAGGAAGGCACUGACACUCCUCAGCAGUGUGUUUGCUGUGUGCAGUCUGGGACUGCUGGGUAUUGCCGUCAGCACUGACUACUGGCUCUACCUGGAGGAGGGGGUCAUCUUGCCUCUCAAUCAGAGCACUGAAAUCCGUAUGUCUCUCCAUUCAGGGCUCUGGAGGGUCUGUUUUCUUGCAGAGUCACCAGCUCCAGCGUUACCAACUGGUAAAUCAGGAGAGGAGAAGGGGCGUUGCUUUACUAUAGAGUAUGUAAUGCCCAUGAAUGUUCAGAUGACGUCAGAGUCUACGGCCAGUGUUCUGAAAAUGAUUCGCUCUGCUACUCCUUUCCCACUGGUUAGUCUAUUCUUCAUGUUCAUUGGCUUUGUGCUGAGUAAUAUUGGACACAUCCGCCCUCAACGCACUAUUCUUGCCUUCAUCUCUGGAAUCUUCUUUAUCCUGUCAGGUCUGUCCCUGGUGGUGGGCCUGGUCUUGUAUAUAUCUAGUAUUAACGAUGAGAUGCUAAACAGAACAAAAACAAAUGAAGCCUAUUUCAGUUAUAAAUAUGGCUGGUCUUUUGCUUUUGCUGCAGUCUCCUUCCUGCUUACUGAGGCAGCAGGUGUAAUGUCUGUCUACCUGUUUAUGAAGCGGUACACUGCAGAGGAGAUGUACAGGCCACACCCGGGUUUCUACCGACCUCGCCUCAGCAACUGUUCCGACUAUUCUGGUCAGUUCCUGCAUCCAGAUGCCUGGGCUCGUGGACGCAGCCCCUCAGACAUCUCUAGUGAAGCAUCCCUCCAAAUGAAUUCAAACUAUCCUGCUCUCCUCAAGUGUCCUGAUUAUGAUCAGAUGUCAUCAUCGCCCUGUUGAGAUUGCAAAUACACAUUAGUGAAAUAUGAGAAGGACAGAGCUCUAGCUAGUUCUUAUAGAUGCUGUACUGGAAUGGCUUUGGCACCAGAAAUCGUGUUGUGUUUGGAUAGAGGAUAAACAUAAUUAGCUUGUCUUUGAGAGCCUUCAGUACUAAUGCAGUGAUUCUGAGUUUAAUACAUCAGCUGAUGGUAUCAUUUUCUAUGUUUUUUGUAGUGUACCACACAGAUGUGUAGCUAAUAGUCCCUCUGCCUUUUUCGUAAAAGUCAGAAUUUUUUUUAGAGUAAUUUCAUUCAAACAGUUUUUAUUUUUUUUAUUUUAUUUGUUUAUUAUUAUUAUUUUUGUAAAAUUUUAAACAAAACUGCAGCUUUAAUUAAAAACAGAUGUAUGUUUUUAUAGAAAAAUAGAGAACUAGAAAUUAUGGUAUAAAAUAAUUAUUUAAAUGAUAAUAUUGACUGAUUAAUCACUGCCAUUAAAGCACAUACUCAGUAAGAAGAUACAAGUUAACGUGACAUAACAUUAAUCUGGUUUCUGCCCUUAUGCACUUUAAGUAAAUAACCAUAACAGAGCUUAAAUAUACUGAUAUUUCAUAUUAUUGUUAAGUGUUGUAGUGUCACUGGUGAGACUAGCUGUGGUCUUUUGAUUAAGAGACUUUUUGUGUUAAUAUUAUUGUAGUUUAAUUUAUUUAUUUAUUCAUUCAUUCAUUCAUUCAUUCAUUUUUGUUGUUAUUUUCUAGAACUAUACAUUCUGAUCUAAUCAGAAGAUCAACACAUCAGUGAUGCAGUUUUUUUUUUUUUUUUUUUUUUUUUUUUUUUACAAGAAAAAGAUUCUCUUAUUAUUGAUCAUUUCACUAUGUGUAUAUAUACAGUAGAAAACAAAUAAACAUGUAAAGAAAAUUCUAUGUAUGUUUUAUAACCAAUUUCUCAACUGUCUGUAUAUAAUCCAUAGAUUGGUUUUGUUUGUUGAUUUGAUACAAAUUAUGUAGACUAAUUUCAAUUUCCCCGCUUGACAAAAUGAUAAAGCAGCAGUAUUUUGUUGCCUUAUAGUUGACCCAUGAAACUCUUACAGGCUUCAAAAUAAUUUGUCAUUAUGCACAUACCAUUGAAUGCUAGGUGGAUUGUCUGAUAAUCAAAAGGGACUUACAAAUAAAUCUAAAAAUAAGAACAUCAUUUUUUACUCAGUUAUUUUUCCUACAACAUAUUUGUACAUAUUUGUUUAGAAAUAGAUUAAAUAUGUACAUAUGUUAAAGAGACUUGAUGUCAACCUAUAUUAUCCUGUAGCCACUGCAUUGAAAGUGUGUAUAAUGCAAAAUAUAUUAAAUGAUUGAUUUUACACAUUACAGAGUUUUUAACAAUUCUUCAAAUUAAUUUUUGAAUUAAAAUCUGCCCAAAACAGUAUUGUUGCCUUACCCGAAAUCACUGUGCUAAUCCCACAAUAAUGAUACAUUUUCUAGCAAAUAUUUUACUUACUUGCUCAGGCAAUAUAUUUUUUGAAACCAUCAGAUUCACCCACGCAGAAGAGCAGUGCUUAACCAAAACUAAUAAAGACUAAAGCUUGUUUCACAAGAGAAACUUGCAAUUUUAUGCUUUAACCUCAGAUGGAGACAGGAAUUCCAAAAAUCUAUAGUGUACCCUAAUCUGCUUUUAAAAUUGUAGAAAUUGUAUGUACAGAAUGGGUAUUUUGUAUAUAUUAUAAAGCUCACA
Messenger RNA from Labeo rohita (rohu), 2883 nucleotides. It is a transcript of the gene cacng5a, whose product is annotated as calcium channel, voltage-dependent, gamma subunit 5a. Gene Ontology annotation, biological process: transmission of nerve impulse; postsynaptic neurotransmitter receptor diffusion trapping; calcium ion transport. The coding region runs from base 320 to 1183 and encodes 287 amino acids. The transcript is spliced from 8 exons. Gene Ontology annotation, cellular component: AMPA glutamate receptor complex; postsynaptic density membrane. The record is from RefSeq and is a predicted model, not a curated record. Gene Ontology annotation, molecular function: channel regulator activity; voltage-gated calcium channel activity. Lineage: Eukaryota; Metazoa; Chordata; Actinopteri; Cypriniformes; Cyprinidae.